This is a messenger RNA of Rana temporaria (common frog), 969 nucleotides long. RefSeq names its product leucine rich melanocyte differentiation associated (gene LRMDA). The transcript has 7 exons. The record is from RefSeq and is a predicted model, not a curated record. Bases 59 to 808 code for a protein of 249 amino acids. NCBI's taxonomy places the organism in Eukaryota, Metazoa, Chordata, Amphibia, Anura, Ranidae. Gene Ontology annotation, biological process: melanocyte differentiation.
ACCCGGCAGUGACAGUCAGCUGCCCGACAGUUUUGUAUUUGCCGGUACAAGGCGGAGGAUGCGCGCGCAGCUCCCGGAACCGGGCUACACACAGAGACCCAACAGCAGCAUGUCAGAGAACGGCGGGGAGACGGUGUCCGGUGACCAGGUGUCAUACAUUGGAAAAGAUUGUGCCGAAAUUCCAAGAUUUCUUGCUGGCAAAUAUGGUAAUUUUGCAAAGAGGCUGGAUCUGAGCUUUAACUUCUUACAAUCCUUGGAUGGAUUGGAUGGUUUCAUUUGUCUGGAAGAGCUUAUACUGGACAACAACCUUCUGGGAAAUCAUGUUUGCUUCCCUUUACUUCCAUUCCUACACACAUUGACUGCCAAUAAGAAUAAGCUGACAGAGCUGGACCAUUUUCUGGACUCACUGGCUGCAUCUGCCCCAUCCUUGGAGUACCUGAGCUUGCUUGGUAACCAGGCUUGUCCGAAUGAACUUGUUAGCAAAGAGAAAGAUGAAGAUGAUUAUCAGCGAUACAGGUACUUUGUCCUGAACAAACUUCCCAAUCUAAAGUUUUUGGAUACCAGGAAAGUGACAAACAAAGAGCGUGAAGUGGCAGGUUCCAGAGGAGCAUUCAUGAGAGUGGUGAAGCCCAAAGAAAAUAAGAUUUCAGAUAAUAUGGACUCAAGCUCUCCUAACGUGCCUUACACACCCUUGCCACCAGUAUCCAGGGAUCCAACGACUCACAGAGGAGUUGCAGGGAAAUGCCGCUACAUUUACUAUGGGAAACAUUCAGAAGGCAACAGAUUCAUACGGGAUGACCAGUUGUGACCAAUUUUCUGAGUAUUGUCCACCAGAAAAGUGAUACUUUUUCUUUUCUUAUUUACUCACACAAGUGCCAAUUGACAUGAUGAAUUAAGUGGUAAAGGGAUAUAAUUGGCCAUGAUGUUCAGCUUGCCCUUGACAAAAAUAAAAUACUUUUUACAAGAGAA